Molecule: messenger RNA, 333 nt
Organism: Brassica oleracea var. oleracea
Lineage: Eukaryota; Viridiplantae; Streptophyta; Magnoliopsida; Brassicales; Brassicaceae
Product: calcium-transporting ATPase 1, endoplasmic reticulum-type-like
Exons: 1
Biological process (GO): intracellular calcium ion homeostasis; calcium ion transmembrane transport
Molecular function (GO): nucleotide binding; P-type calcium transporter activity
Source: RefSeq, a predicted model, not a curated record
CGGAAGAUGGCUCAGAAGAACGCUCUGGUUAGGAAGUUGCCUAGUGUGGAGACGCUUGGCUGCACAACUGUGAUAUGCUCUGAUAAAACUGGGACUUUGACGACUAAUCAGAUGGCUGUUUCGAAGCUUGUUGCUAUGGGUUCUAGAGUUGGGACUCUUCGGUCUUUUAAUGUUGAGGGGACUUCUUUUGAUCCUCGAGAUGGGAAGAUUGAAGAUUGGCCUGUGGGUAGGAUGGAUACAAAUCUUCAGAUGAUUGCCAAAAUUGCUGCUAUUUGUAAUGAUGCGAAUGUUGAGCAAUCUGAGAAUCAGUUUGUUGCUAGGGGCAUGCCUACU